Messenger RNA from Bufo bufo (common toad), 2555 nucleotides. RefSeq names its product potassium voltage-gated channel modifier subfamily S member 3 (gene KCNS3). Gene Ontology annotation, cellular component: membrane; voltage-gated potassium channel complex. The record is from RefSeq and is a predicted model, not a curated record. Gene Ontology annotation, molecular function: protein binding; voltage-gated potassium channel activity. Gene Ontology annotation, biological process: potassium ion transmembrane transport; protein homooligomerization. NCBI's taxonomy places the organism in Eukaryota, Metazoa, Chordata, Amphibia, Anura, Bufonidae. The transcript has 3 exons. Bases 280 to 1734 code for a protein of 484 amino acids.
GUCCAAUGAUGGUUCUGCCUCUCCUGCCAGCAUCUCCUCCCCAUGCAGCCUGUGUGUGCUCGGGAGGGACCAGCCGCAGCAGCACAGCCCGGACUGGGAGCACUGACACCGACCCAUGCACACAGCUCUCCCUCCAGUGUGACCACCAGUGUGAGGACCCUGACAAAUAGCAACCCAUAUCUCAGCUACUUGGACCUGUAUAUGAUGUGGUGCUGGGCUUAAUGGAAGUCACACCAGUGAAAUGUAAACCUUUUAGCUUCCAAGCCUCAAGCUGUCAAGAUGGUUUAUGGAGAAUUCUUUCAUAGAACUAAAGGUGAUGAUGAAGUGGUGAAGCUAAACGUUGGGGGCUUCAAGCAAUGCGUGGCUCAGAGGACCCUCCAAAGAUUUCCUCACACCAGACUUGGAAAACUACUCAACUGCAGUUCAGAAGAAGCCAUACUUGAACUUUGCGAUGACUACAAUGUAGCAGACAAGGAAUAUUACUUUGAUCGGAAUCCUUCCCUAUUUAGAUAUAUUUUAAACUUUUACUACACUGGAAAACUUCAUGUCAUGGAGGAGUUGUGUGUGUUCUCCUUUUGCCAAGAGAUAGAAUAUUGGGGGAUUAAUGAACUUUUCAUCGAUUCAUGUUGUAGUAACAAAUAUCAGGAUAAAAAAGAAGUUAUCUCAGAAAAAAACUGGGAUGAUAAAAGUGAUGUCAUGAGCGUAAGCUCCUCUUCUGACCAGUCAUCUGUUUUUGAAAAAGAACUGGAGUUGUUUGAUUCUCAAAAAUUUGGGAACGUUCGGAGAAAAAUAUGGAUCCGACUUGAAAACCCUGCAUUCUCUCUUACUGCCAAGCUAUUUGCCAUCUCCUCAUUAAGCGUAGUCUUAACCUCCAUUGUAGCUAUGUGCAUCCACAGCAUGCCUGAGUUCCACAAGACUGAUGACAAUGAUCGAGAACAAGAAGAUCCUGUCCUCGAAGUGGUGGAGAUAAUAUGCAUUGUGUUUUUUACCACUGAACUUGUUGUACGACUUGCUGUAGCUCCUUCUCAAAAAAAAUUUUGGAAGAACCCCAUGAACAUUAUAGAUUUUGCCUCCAUUAUACCAUUUUAUGCCACUUUGGUUGUAGACACCAAGGACGAGGAGAAUGAAGGUAUUGAGAACAUGGGAAAAGUUGUUCAAAUACUACGACUUAUGAGGAUUUUUCGGAUUCUAAAGCUUGCAAGACAUUCUGUUGGGUUGAGAUCCUUAGGAGCUACUUUAAGACAUAGUUACCAUGAAGUUGGGCUUUUACUAUUAUUUUUGUCUGUUGGGAUUUCAAUAUUUUCAGUUCUUACUUAUUAUCUAGAAAAAGACGAUGAAUUCUCUUCUCUAAAGAACAUUCCUACCUGCUGGUGGUGGGCGACAAUUAGUAUGACCACUGUGGGCUAUGGUGACACUCACCCGGUUACUUUAUAUGGGAAGCUUGUCGGCAGUGUUUGCAUUAUUUGUGGAAUACUAGUGGUUGCUCUCCCUAUAACAAUCAUUUUUAACAAAUUUUCUAAAUACUAUCAAAAGCAAAAAGCAAUCGAUGUGGAUGGAUGUAACGAAGAUGAGCCAAAAGAGAAAUUUAACGAUCUCCCGUAUUUCAACAUUAGAGAUAUAUAUGCAAGAAGGAUGAAUUCCUUCAUUUCAAGCCUUUCUUCUGUUGGUAUUAUUGCAAGCAAUGACUCAACAGAUGCUUCCAGUAUACAAGAAAUGGAAGAUUCUUACAAUUAGGAGUCUUAUUUUCUGUGCUUGCCAUGAUUUGUCACUUACUGUAUAUUAACUCUUGCUACCUCCGUUUCCAGAACUUAGAAGCUUUAUAAGUUUUUCUUUGGUUCUUCAUAGCACUUAAUUCUCAGGGUAUGACUUGUAGCCAUAUUUUAGAACAUAUACUGCUACUAAAUUAUAUGUAAUAUGGCUUUAUUUUAUGUUUGAGGAGUUUAUAGUUUGCUUCUUUAAUGUUUUAUUUUUUUACAUAAAUUUUUAUGAAAACAAAAUCAAAGAUAUUUUAUUGGACGCACAUGAAAAAUGUAUUUAUUUUACAAUGUAUUGGAGCCUAAUAGUCAGUUGGAUAGAGUGGUUCAGCUUCUUUUGUUUUAAGGGAAGCAUGCAGACUAAUGCUGCAGAUGCUAAUUAGAAUUUCAAAAAUAGCCACCUACCUGCAAUUAGAAGAAUCAUUACAUCAGAGUUUAUCUGGUCUUCUAACGAUUAAGGAAAUGCUACCAUGGAGAACUUUGUAUAAGUAAUUGUUUUCUAUCCACAAUUCUGGAUUGACGGUUACUGUACGUAGAAUCUGUGGGUUAAUUGAUAUACAGCAGCAUUUACAGGGUGUUCUGAUUUUUUUAUUCCAAUUUUUGUUUUUGAGACAAUUUUAAAGGGAGUCUGUUACCAGGAAAAUCACUGUUAAAUCUGACACCAUGGCUUGUAAGGUUAGUUCAGCUGAAUUUAAUGUAAAUUUUCAUUUAGCGAUCCGUUGCUUUCUUCUGGCGAAAAAGUACCUUUAAUACAUUUGCAAAUAAGCAGUUUAGUGCACCGAGGGUGGGCCCAAGCCACUC